AGAGUGACGGCGCACUUUACGACAGUUGCUUUGUGGCAGCGCGGGAGGAGGAAGAUGGCGGCCACCUUGGUAACUGCAGGAAGAAUGGGGCCUUCCCCGGCAUGGGGACCCGAGGCCAUUGCUCCUGACUGGGAAAACCGGGAAGUGACCACAGGGACCACGAUCAUGGCUGUGCAGUUUGACGGGGGCGUGGUUCUGGGGGCUGACUCCAGAACAACCACUGGGUCCUACAUCGCCAACCGAGUGACUGACAAGCUGACCCCUAUUCAUGACCGAAUUUUCUGCUGUCGCUCAGGCUCAGCAGCUGAUACCCAAGCAGUAGCAGAUGCCGUCACUUACCAGCUUGGUUUCCACAGCAUUGAACUUAAUGAGCCUCCACUGGUUCAUACAGCAGCCAGUCUCUUUAAGGAGAUGUGUUACCGAUACCGCGAAGACCUGAUGGCAGGAAUCAUCAUCGCAGGCUGGGACCCUCAAGAAAAAGGGCAGGUGUACUCAGUUCCUAUGGGAGGUAUGAUGGUGAGACAGUCCUUUGCCAUUGGAGGCUCUGGAAGCUCAUAUAUCUAUGGCUAUGUGGAUGCUACCUACCGGGAAGGCAUGACCAAGGACGAAUGUCUACAGUUCACUGCCAACGCUUUUUUUGCACCUUCUUCUUUUUAUCCACAGCUCUCGCUUUGGCCAUGGAACGGGAUGGCUCCAGUGGAGGCGUAAUCCGCCUGGCAGCUAUUGAAGAAUCAGGAGUAGAGCGGCAGGUCCUCUUGGGAGAUAAAAUACCAAAAUUCACCAUUGCCACUUUACCACCCCCCUGAAUUCUGAGAUUCUAGAAUACAAGAGACAACCUUCUCCCCCUCACACACACUAAUACAAAAUUUAAUAAACAGUUUGUCAAACAGAA
Messenger RNA from Perognathus longimembris pacificus (Pacific pocket mouse), 892 nucleotides. RefSeq names its product proteasome 20S subunit beta 6 (gene Psmb6). Bases 55 to 708 code for a protein of 217 amino acids. The record is from RefSeq and is a predicted model, not a curated record. Gene Ontology annotation, cellular component: proteasome core complex. Gene Ontology annotation, molecular function: threonine-type endopeptidase activity. The transcript has 7 exons. Lineage: Eukaryota; Metazoa; Chordata; Mammalia; Rodentia; Heteromyidae.